UAGUGACAACAUGGCGGCGCCGUGAGCUCCUCACUGUGGAGAGACGCGGGGAGUUGCACAGCAUUAUACGAAUGGACGUGUGGAUGGAGACAGGCACCGUGACCGUGAGAGAAGGCGGCAGCUGAGAGGGUAUUCAAUGGCGGCAGCGUGGUGUCUGCUGAGGAAGCCACAACAGUGAGAGAAGAGGGGGCCAUUAAAACAUAAAACAGCUUCUUCCCGGAACAGCUUUGUUUGAAGAACGUCUUUCACUAUGAAGACCACAACAAAAAGAACAAAAGAAAUGUUUAACUGGGAUGAAUACUUAAAGGAAACUGGUUCGGCUGGUGCACCUUCUCACUACUUCAGACAGUCUAGGAUCCCACCCAGUAAUGAAUUUAAAAUUGGCAUGAAAGUGGAAGCUCAUGACCCUCGAAAUGUUACCUCCGUUUGUAUAGCCACUGUUGUUGGAAUCUCUGGAGCUCGCCUGCGCUUACGGCUGGAUGGCAGUGAUGAUAAAAAUGACUUCUGGAGGCUGGUGGACUCCUCCGACAUCCAGCAAAUCGGUACAUGCGAGAAAACGGGAGAUAUGCUGCAGCCACCCUUGGGAUUCCGGAUGAAUGCCUCUUCCUGGCCAAUGUUCUUAUUGAGAACACUAAAUGGGGCAGAAAUGGCACCAAUCUCAUACUUUAAAAAGGAACCACAGAAAUCACCUCAGAACUUAUUUAAAACUGGAAUGAAACUGGAAGCGGUGGACAAAAAGAAUCCAUUCCUAAUCUGUCCAGCUACAGUGGGAGAUGUGAAAGGAGAUGAAAUCUUUAUUACGUUUGAUGGGUGGAGGGGAGCGUUUGACUACUGGUGCAAAUACGACUCUCGUGACAUCUUUCCUGUUGGGUGGUGUAGUAUAACUGGAGAUUCCUUACAGCCUCCUGGAAACAAUGUUUCUUUAUCAAAGAGCCCUGCUGCCUCGACCUCUCCUGUAAAGGGCAUCAGACGCUCCAUGCAGUCCCCCCAGAAGCCUGUGUUGGCACAGAAGGGGAGGAAACCUAUACGAGACAAUCCCCUUGAAGAAGCUCCUUCUCCUCCUCCAAGGAAAGGCAAGCGUCCCAAAAACGCAACACUGGCAAGAAAUGUGCUAAAUGCCGAUAAUUUAAAAAUGAGACAACGAGGUUUAAAACCAGGAAGAAAGAAAGAGAUCCUGCCAUUGCAUUCAACCCUCCCUCCUCCUAACUCUGAUGGAGACCUCAGUAAACCUCAGAUGAUAAAAGAUGGUGUUGGUAUCACAAAUUCUCCAAUAAAUGUGAUUUCUACAGUUUGUGUUUACGUGAACAAACAUGGCAACUGUGGUCCCCAUCUGGAUAAGAAGAAAGUCAUGCAACUUCCCGAUCAUUUUGGGCCGGGUCCAGUGAACAUAGUGCUGCAGCUGGCAGUGCAAGCCUGUGUGGACUGCGCACACCUCUCUAAAGUAGUAUUCAGCUUCCUGAAGUCUGGACAUCAUGGGGGAGAAGUUAUAAAAGCUUCGUUUGAUGGUGAGAUGCAUUCUGUCCAUCUGCCAUCAGUCAACAGUGCAUCAUUUGUUUUGCGCUUCUUAGAAAAAUUAUGCCACAGCCUGCAGUGUGAUAAUCUGUUCAGUAGCCAACCGUUCAGCCCAUACAUGGGGGCAGCACAGAGCCCGGCAGACUAUGACAGAAGCAAAACCUCAAAAGAAGAAAUGUCUGACAGGAACAACAAGAGAAUUCUCCAGGAGUCUCCCCCUUACACAGCUCCUCUUUCUCCAAAGUUACCAAGAGUGGAAGCUCACCCUUCAGAAGCUGAAACCCUGCCGCUGCAAGAGAAUAGUAAUCCAAAAGACCACAGAUAUUCCGAGGAAUCCAUGGAUUCAGCGCUCAAUGCUGUAAAUCCACCUAGUUCUUCACCCCGUAUCACAGCUGAGUACCGUACAGCUGGCAACACGCCGGCUUUUUACAGGACCUCUCUCCAGCCUAUGACCCCUACCUCAAACACCACUCCUUUGGUACGUAGAUCAUCUUCAAGCUCAGCAGGAAACAGCUGCUACUAUGAAAAGGGCAGAAACCGGAUGCACAGGAGGAUCGAAGCAGUGAGCUCCACGAUAGGGCUGGACCUCAACUCUUCUGACCGUGAAUCCUCAAGAACACAAAGUAAAGAUCCAGCCUCCUGGUCUGUGGAGGAUGUGAUACGCUUUGUAGAGAAAGCAGAUCCCCAAACUUUGGCACCUCAUGCUGAACUUUUUCGGAAACAUGAAAUUGAUGGACCUGCUUUUUUGUUACUUCGGAGUGAUAUGAUAAUGAAAUAUAUGGGACUGAAACUUGGCCCAGCCUUGAAACUAUGCUAUCAUAUUGAAAGACUCAAACAAGGGAAGUAUUAGGAGCUUGGGCACAAGUGACAUUAUUGGAUUUACCUCAAGAGCUGACUCUUACCUUCUGUGCAGGAGCUUGCAGUGCUACAAUAUACCUCCUCUGUAAAAUAAUGCAGACACUAAAUAUGUAAAGUAUUUUUGUGUAAACCUCAGUAUUCUUCUGUUGUUUAUCACUACCAAGUACAAAUCCAUGCACAACUACUUACCCAUCUUUUUAUUUUAACCAAAAGGCUGAUGCCCAAAGCAGUUUCCAUUAUUUGGGGGGGUGGACUUGGUGACAGAUCUAUAGUAGCAUUUACAGUGCCCCUCCAUAACAGAGUAGUAUGACUGAUCCUUUUUUCAUUGCUUUAUAAUGGUCUCAUAGUAAUGCAUGGGCACAGGAUUACCAACCUGUUAAUGCGAGUAAUCCUACUUCAUCUCACUAUUUUUGUGGCAGGAUUAUUUCCCUUUCUGUUUUUGUAGAUGGCUUUUUGUGCAUAUUGCUGGUAACUAUUCCAUUUAAGUGGUGCGGUCAGCUGCCCAUACAAGGUCCCUUUCCAUUGUGGUGUAUAAGAAGCCACAGCUGCAGAUUUUGGAAUAUGUAACCCAUAUUCAUAAUGCUUUGUAUGACUGAAUCUGUACUGACCAAGAAGAAUGAUCAGAUGACUUCCUAGAUUGCCAUAGAAAAGGACAUUCAGCAGAUCUGGAGCGGUCCCAUGGAAAGGUCAGGUACCAAUCUGUCCAUUUAGCACCAAGUUCUACUGGAGGGAGCUUUAAGGCUUAGAUCAGAAGUGACAGGUGUGCAGUACAUGUGGAUAAGGUAUUGAAGCUCCACAUACAGCAGAACAAUGCUGUACAGUUUCAUAUCCACAGCAUGCUCAUUAUGUCAUGGAGAUGCCAUGGAUUUUCAUAUAUAAAGGUGAAAUCAACAGUCAAUCCACAGCAAAAUCCUAGUUUUUUACCACAAAUUUCCCCUUUCAUAUUGCCUAAAGAUAAUGAAUCAGUAUAUCAAGGAAGUAAAGGUAGAGAGGUAGGAAACAAUCCUAUCAAAUUCUUUUCUAUAGCAUUAUAUAGAUAGAUUUCAUGUAUAAUACAGUCAGGUUGGAGGCAGCAGCUUCUAGCACAGAAGGUUAGCCGGUGGUCAUCUGGGCUCUUCCAUGCUGGGUGCAGCAGUGCUGCAGAAAUGGUCUAUAAAAGUCUUAUAGCAACCUCCUUCCAGAAAGUCAUCCCCUAGCUGAGCGUCACAGCAUAGGAGGGCUACAGUCUAGACUCUAGCUGAUGUAUUUAUUGGACACCUUUCAGUAUUAGAUUACCAUUACCUCAGAACCGUUGUGUUAGGGUCUAUUCACACGUCCGUUGUUUGUUUCCUGAUCUGUUCCGUUUUUUG
Messenger RNA from Bufo gargarizans (Asiatic toad), 3719 nucleotides. RefSeq names its product Scm polycomb group protein like 2 (gene SCML2). Gene Ontology annotation, cellular component: nucleus. The coding region runs from base 251 to 2362 and encodes 703 amino acids. NCBI's taxonomy places the organism in Eukaryota, Metazoa, Chordata, Amphibia, Anura, Bufonidae. The transcript is spliced from 14 exons. Gene Ontology annotation, biological process: regulation of DNA-templated transcription. Gene Ontology annotation, molecular function: protein binding. The record is from RefSeq and is a predicted model, not a curated record.